This is a messenger RNA of Achroia grisella, 2004 nucleotides long. RefSeq lists its product as uncharacterized. The transcript is spliced from 10 exons. NCBI's taxonomy places the organism in Eukaryota, Metazoa, Arthropoda, Insecta, Lepidoptera, Pyralidae. The coding region runs from base 1 to 2004 and encodes 667 amino acids. The record is from RefSeq and is a predicted model, not a curated record.
AUGGUGGGAAUAUUAUUUAUUGUAAAUGUUCCUCGAAAGGAGCAUGAAUGUGAAUUAAGAAAAGGAGAAAACCUAUCAAAACUUAUUCUAGAAAAUGACAAGUAUGAAAACACCUGUGAAGUAAUUCGUGAACUUAAACAAAAUAAAAGAUUUGGCAGUAAAUCACCAUCCGGCGAGUUAUCAUUACAGGACGAUAACAACGCUAUUACAUGUAAGUAUAAUUCCACUGACUGUUUACACAGAGAUGAGAAAAAUGCCGGUUUAUACAAAUCUAGAAGCGAGAAUACUCUUAACAAUUAUUUGGACGUUGACUGUAAGACGAAGUCCUCUUGGGAUGAAAUAAAACAAGUGAUCAGGCCUAGAAAGAAUAAAAUGAAAAUAACAAGACCUUUAAGGGGAGUGGACAUUCUUGGCGCUUUUCAUUGGGACACUCCGCUCGAAACUAUACUAUUAGAAAUCAUACAACGCCUCGAUAUUUGCAAUGCAACAUGGACUAAAACAAGAGAUGACCAGUUUUGGAAGGUGAUAUUUUCCCUGGAGUCUGGCAACUUGUGUGAGGAGUUGCUACAAGUGUUAAGGACAUUUGGCAUCGGUUCGCGACAUCAAUCUUCCGUGAGCGUGAUCCCUUGCACACUGUACUAUAAAUCAAGCAAAAAUGACAAACAGCCGACGACUGAACAAGAAAAAUUGUGGCAUAGUGAUGCAAAUUCAGCUUGGAGUCGAUUUUCUUCGUCAGUACGAAAGCGCACCAACUUAGCUCAAGUGCUGCACGGAGUACAAGCAGACGCGGCUCUUACUUUUGACUGGUUGUUCCUACUUCUGGUGGCCGCUUUCGUCGCCGCCAUCGGCCUAGUUGAGAACUCCACUGUCAUACUAGUUGCUAGUAUGCUAAUAUCACCUCUAAUGGGUCCAAUAACAGCGGGGACCUUAGGUACAGCUGUCCGUGACCGCUCUUUACAACAGAUGGGCGUGAUGCACGAGAUGCUGGGUCUGUUCCUUGCGCUUGUUAUUGGCUUCAUAUUUGGUCUAAUAAUUUGUGCCGUCGAUGAGCGCUACGGUGUUGGAGAUUGGCCUACAUACGAAAUGAUGUCUCGAUGUGAGGUUCGUUCGCUAUGGGUAGGCGCGCUCGUAGCACUGCCGAGUGGCGCAGGCGUGGCUCUGGCAGUGCUAGGCGAGUAUACUGCCUCACUGGUGGGCGCCGCCAUCUCAGCCUCGCUACUACCACCCGCUGUCAAUGCUGGACUACUUUGGGCUAUGGCGUUGGUACACCUAAUAUUCGCGAAUGAUGAUGCUCAUUGGACCAAUGUUGUAAGAACUUCAAACUUCAGUGGCGACCCGGCGACAGAGCUAGCAAUACUCGGCACGGUAUCUCUCUCGCUCACACUUGUCAAUAUAUUCUGGAUUUUCGUCGCUGGCGUCAUUGUUUAUAAGGUUAAAGAAGUUUGUCCUCUAGAGAGAAAAGAUAUACCAUGGUGGAGAGAAAAUAGAAAUCUUCUUCAAGCUUCUAGCGACAUUAAAAAUGAGAAUAAUGCAUGGGAAGUUUACAGCAAAUGGUCCACCGAUCCCGAUGAAACUGCAGACAGGAAGGAAACCCAUGGUGUUGUGCAAAGCGACACGGUCACCUACCGCAGACAUCAAGUCAGGACGAGGCGUCUGCAGGCACAGAACCUUGAAAACUUCUGCAUUCAGAAAUCACAAUCAGGAGAGAGUUAUAUACCUUUAGACCCAGAAGCCAACAUUGUAGAGAAUACAAGUGUCAUUAAAGAUAAAGAAAAACCCAAUAGCAUAGGACAUAAUAAUUUGAAUGGUAAUUCUUUCAAAAACAACAACUCUCUAAAUUCAAACAAUUUUAGUUUUUAUAAUAUGGGCUUUGAUGAUGAACAUAAUGAUGGUAAAUCUAGUGCCAACAUAAAUACACAUCCAACAAUUGAACCAUCCUUAAAUUAUACAGUUGACGCAAAAAACUAUAAUCUGGUUUUGGGUUCUAAGUCUUUUCACGUGUAA